Glycine soja is the source of this 2274-nucleotide messenger RNA. Its product is annotated as protein DAMAGED DNA-BINDING 2-like. Lineage: Eukaryota; Viridiplantae; Streptophyta; Magnoliopsida; Fabales; Fabaceae. The record is from RefSeq and is a predicted model, not a curated record. The coding region runs from base 142 to 1806 and encodes 554 amino acids. Gene Ontology annotation, cellular component: nucleus; Cul4-RING E3 ubiquitin ligase complex. Gene Ontology annotation, molecular function: protein binding; damaged DNA binding. The transcript is spliced from 11 exons. Gene Ontology annotation, biological process: DNA repair; response to UV.
UUGAAGUUAUGCACGACGUGUGUCAUCCAAAGCCAAACAAAAUAACUGGUUUGUCCACUACCGUCUCAGUGUCUCUUCAUCGUGCGCCUUUCUAUUUUCCCGCUUCCAUUCACCGUCACCGCGAAGUUUCCCACUUCUCUGAUGGCACCGGUUACUCGAAGAACCUCGUUCCCCAAGGUUCUCAUCGAGAGAGACUCUGACUCCGAACAGAGUUCAUCCGAAGAAGAAGAAAUACUUGAAGAAGAAGAAGAAGAAGAAGAAGUUGGGGUUUCUACUGCAAAUGAGAAGGCCGAAAAACUGGACCUGGGUUCCGACGCAAACAGAAAAGGGAAAGCCCCCAUCACUAUUAGUCUCAAAAAAGUUUGCAAGGUGUGUAAGAAGCCUGGUCAUGAAGCGGGGUUCAAGGGUGCCACGUAUGUUGAUUGCCCCAUGAAGCCUUGCUUUCUGUGUAAAAUGCCUGGACAUACCACUUUGACUUGCCCGCAUCGCGUCUCUACUGAGCAUGGAGUUGUUCCAGCACCCCGCAGGAAAACGUGUAAACCUUUGGAUUAUGUGUUUGAACGCCAGCUACGACCAUCCCUUCCUUCAAUCAAGCCCAAAUAUGUGAUCCCAGACCAAGUGAAUUGUGCUGUCAUCAGAUAUCACAGCAGACGGGUAACAUGCUUGGAGUUCCACCCCACAAAGAAUAACAUCCUCUUAUCUGGAGAUAAGAAAGGGCAACUUGGAGUAUGGGAUUUUGGUAAAGUAUAUGAGAAAGUGGUCUAUGGGAACAUACAUUCUUGUUUAGUGAACAAUAUGAGGUUUAAUCCUACAAAUGAUUGUAUGGUCUAUUCUGCAUCCUCUGAUGGAACCAUUAGUUGUACUGACUUGGAGACUGGAAUAUCAUCUUCUCCAAUGAACCUGAAUCCUGAUGGAUGGCAGGGUCCAAACACUUGGAAAAUGCUCAACGGCAUGGAUAUUAACAGUGAGAAAGGUCUCGUUCUUGUUGCUGAUAGCUUUGGUUUUCUUCACAUGGUUGACAUGCGCUCCAACAACAGGAGUGGUGAUGCAAUUUUGAUCCACAAAAAAGGAAAAGUUGUUGGUAUCCAUUGCAAUCCAAUUCAACCAGAUAUCUUUUUGACUUGUGGAAAUGAUCAUUUUGCUCGUAUUUGGGACCUGCGUCAAAUAAAAGCUGGAUCAUCCCUUUAUGAUCUGAAGCAUAAGCGUGUUGUUAACUCUGCAUAUUUCUCUCCAAUAUCUGGAACCAAAAUUCUCACUACAUCACAGGACAACCGUCUUCGUGUAUGGGAUUCUAUCUUUGGUAAUAUGGACUCUCCCAGCCGAGAAAUUGUACAUAGUCAUGAUUUCAAUCGGCAUUUGACACCCUUUAAAGCUGAAUGGGAUCCAAAGGAUCCAUCAGAGUCCCUUGCUGUUGUUGGUCGUUAUAUAAGUGAAAAUUAUAAUGGAGCUGCCCUCCAUCCCAUUGAUUUUAUAGAUACAAGUACAGGGCAAUUGGUAGCUGAAGUGAUGGACCCAAACAUCACAACCAUCAGUCCUGUGAAUAAGUUGCAUCCCCGAGAUGAUAUCCUGGCAACUGGGAGUUCUAGAUCUCUGUUCAUUUGGAAGCCCAAGGAGAAGUCAGAGCUUGUAGAGGAGAAGGAUGAACGGAAAAUUGUGGUUUGUGGAAAAGCUGAGAAGAAACGUGGUAAGAAAAAUGGAAAUAUUAGCGAUGAAUCUGACGAUGAAGGAUUCAUGUCCAAGUCCAAGAAGUCUAAGACCAAAAAGACCGAGUCAAAAUUGUCUCGCUUCACUAAGGAUAAUUGCUGAAGAAUGAAGUCAGAGUGCAUUGAGGAUUUUCCUACAGCUUUUUUUUUGAAGGUUUUCGGGUCCAACUGCUAAACCUGUAUGGUGGCCAAACUCCUCCCCUCCUUGUUUUGUUUUUUUGGAAAUGGGUGGAUGCUGUUAUCACAUUCUUGGCUUGUUCCCCUAGUUGUAAGCUUUGAUGUUUUUCUUGAAGUAGUGUUUGUAUCAGAUACAAGCCUUAUGCCACCAUUUUGGCUUUUGUAUCUUAUAGUGCUAGCCUAUCAUAUUAGGAGAUAAUGCACCAUGGCAUUUUAGGAUAUAGUUAUAGGGUUUUGUUGGAUUAUACCUUGUUGAUGUUUGUAAAAGGUAUAGUCUCUUCAAGCCUUAGAUUGGCAUCUUGUCUUUUUCAUUCUUUUGUCUUUCUAUGAAUUUGUCUUUCAAUGAAUGCUUUAGUGAAAGAUGCAGUUUAUUUCAAGGAAAAAGCUUUAUAAA